GCAGCACUCUCACAGCUCACACAGCAGCAGUUACAUAUUCCACCAUUAAUUACAUCUCAUCAGACGAGUCAGCGUUUUGCAAUGUCUGAUCGCAGUGCUGAUUUUCUUCACUGUUAAAUCUUCUUCUGUUAGGAAGUUCGAGUUGUGUUAAAUAGUAAACACCCACCACACAUUUCCAUUCUAAGAAUAAAUACAUUGUGCUAACUCUGGAUGUAUUUAUUUUUAAAUAUCCAUCAUGUACAGCAGAUUAAAUUAACAUUCAAAAAUCAAUGGAUAGAUUUUCUUGUCCUUGUAUGAGUGUUUCUGUUCGUGGGUGAUUGCAGUGAAGAAGUGAAAAUAUGUUCACACCCAUUAAGGUACAGCUUGAAUGAAAUGGGAACUGAAAAAAUGAUAUGUUCAAAAGAAAAGACCACAGUGGACAAGCUUCACACAGAGCUCUGUUUUAUCCCACCCACGCUUGAUGAUAAACCUCGAGACUUCCUGCUUGGGACUCCAGUAAUACCUCAGAAAACAUCUCGGAUCAACUUCAGUGGUCAGAGAGUUGGUGAAGGGCAGAGAAACUCGUAGACACAAAGAAAAACUCAAGCUGAGAGAGAACUGAACAAAGAUAAUAAUGAGGAAAGAGCUUCUCUUUGUCAUUUGGCUGUCCUCUGGAAUCAGAGGCAAACAAUCAAAGAUUCACCUAUCAGCCCAAGAAGGAGGACUGGUCAGCAUCUCCUGCCCAUAUGACCCUGGGUAUGAAGGAUAUCCUAAAUAUUUCUCUAAAGGUGAUUAUGGUAAAAGGUCUACGAUUAUUAGAACCACUGAUGGAAAGCCCAAAAACACCAUAAGAAAAGGGAAAUUUUAUCUCUGUGAUGAUACCAAAAAACGAAUCCUGAACGUGACCAUCCAUAACCUGAACCUGAAUGAUGCUGGGACAUACUGGUGUGAAAUAGAUACAUAUGGUUUUGAUCCUAAAAUACAAAUUGAACUCAGAGUCCACAAAGCUCCUGCUCCUCUAAAGCCUCCAAUGGCCACCUCCAGUCCUCCUAUUUCAAACACAGUUCAAGUCCUCAUGAGGAAUCAGCAGCAUUCAGCAAGAGCUACAGUGAGUGCAAGUUUCUUGACAGGAACCAAAGGAGGGCCUGGCAGCAUUACCUGUGUCAACCCACCAGUGAACAAGACUGUUAAAAAUGGAGACUCUGUUGCCAUCAGCUGCCUGUAUGCGACAGCUGGUGAAGGCAUGAUGAAACACUUCUGCAAAGAAAAGGAAAACUUUAACUGCACAAGUCUAGUAUCGACUUACACUGCAAAUUACACAAUACGAGAAAGGUUUACUCUGACAGAUAACGUACAGCAAAGAUACUUCAAUGUGACCAUUUCCACACUGAGCCAUACUGAUGCAGGAAGAUAUCGGUGUGCUAUGGAAGGAUAUAACAACAACAACAACUCCAUUCCAUGUUUGACUGAGAUCCACCUGUCUGUUUUCACUGAAAGUAACACCACACCCAAAACAUCAGUCCGUCUACCAUCUUCUGACCAAGGCACUGCAUUCCCAGAGGAUGACAACCCUCCAAACACAGGUAUGAUUGGAGGUGUGAGCGGAUGUCUGGCAUUGUUGGUGAUACUUUUGGCUGUACUUCUACUGGUUAAAGACAAACUACUCAAAACACAAAUGUGUUGUGCUGCAAGGGGAUCAUCAGAGCAGCGGACAAAUAUUGGACAUAACACAGAGGGAAAUCAUGGAGAUCACAACUAUGAAGAUAUAGAGAUGCAGGAGCCGCAGGCAAGCCCAGGAGAUGCACUGCUGUCCGUUUAUUCCACCGCCAGCCUUCCCAAAGAUGAGCUCCAUUAUGUCAGCGUCAGUUUCCAGAAGAACUCUGUCAGUGUUUCAACAGAGGACAACCAACCUCCUGACACAGUUAAAAAUGGCUCCUGUGACUACUCCUCUAUCAGCAGUCCUCAGGUUGCCACCCAUCCUCCAGUGACAGUACAGACUGUGUAUUCUACAGUCUCAAAGCACAGGGAAGAGACAGGCAAUGUUUCACCUGAUCAUGUUAAGUGUGAAGGAUGAUUUGAAGGAGCUGCGUUUGCUCCACUGUCCGUUGACACAAAAUAUAAAAAAGUAAUUUAGUGACAUUUAUGAGUGAUAAGAUUGAUUCCACAGUGGGGAAAUUCACUAGUGAUGGUCCCUUUCACUUAGCACAAUGUAGAGUUUACCAGUUAGCUACCUAGCAUCUAUUAUAGCUGUGCAGCAAAUAAUGUAACACACACUCUGAAUAUGCUGAUUAAAGCCUUGUAUGAGAACA
Messenger RNA from Scatophagus argus, 2288 nucleotides. Its product is annotated as CMRF35-like molecule 8. Bases 614 to 2053 code for a protein of 479 amino acids. The record is from RefSeq and is a predicted model, not a curated record. The transcript is spliced from 9 exons. NCBI's taxonomy places the organism in Eukaryota, Metazoa, Chordata, Actinopteri, Scatophagidae.